Molecule: messenger RNA, 1817 nt
Organism: Gadus morhua (Atlantic cod)
Lineage: Eukaryota; Metazoa; Chordata; Actinopteri; Gadiformes; Gadidae
Product: major histocompatibility complex class I-related gene protein-like
Exons: 8
Coding region: 108-1211 (367 amino acids)
Biological process (GO): immune response
Cellular component (GO): external side of plasma membrane
Source: RefSeq, a predicted model, not a curated record
CGCACCGUCUCUUGUUUGCAGGUUUCCUGGUCAGUCCGUCUGAUGCUGGAGUCGGAGUCGCGUCUCGGUAGAUAAUCUCAUCGAUCUGUUCUUCUGAUUGCAUCGAUAUGAAGGCGCUAAUAGGGCUGCUGCUGUUGGUCUUUGGUCACGAUGUGUCCUCGGUGAUUCACUCUCUGCAGUUUUUCUACACGGGGACGUCUGGACUCUCAACCUUCCCAGAGUUUGUGAUUGUUCAGAUGGUGGAUGAGGUUCAGAUUGAGUACUAUGACAGCAACACCCAGAGAAUCAUAACCAAACAGGACUGGGCGGACCAGGAUUACAGAGAAGACCCAGACUCCCUGGAGAGGGCAAAUGAAAGGAGAAAGGGUAACCAGCAGGUCGCCAAAGUCAACAUGGGGACUCUGAAGAAGCGCUUUAACCAGACAGGAGGUGCCCACAUUGUUCAGACCAUGUAUGGCUGUGAGUGGGAUGAUGAGGAUGGUACUACUGAGGGUUAUGAGCAGCAUGGUUAUGAUGGAGAGGACUUCCUAUCGUUGGACCUGACGACCCUGACCUGGGUCGCUCCAGUACACCAGGCUUUCACAACCAAACUGAGAUUUGAUCACGAUAGAGCUUAUAAUCAAUACAAGAAGAACUACUACACCAAGGAGUGUGUUGAUGACCUGAAGAAGCUCCUGGCCUACGGGAAGAGCACUCUGCAGAGAACAGAGCGUCCGCAGGUGUCUCUGCUCCAGAGGAGCCCCUCCUCCCCAGUGGUGUGCCAUGCUACAGGCUUCUACCCUGACAGGGUGGUGGUGUUCUGGAGGAGAGACGGCCAGGAGCUCCAUGAGCAGGUGGACCCCGGGGAGGUCCUCCCCAACCACGACGGGACCUUCCAGGUCAGCGUGGAACUGUACCUCACGGCCGUCCCACAGGAGGACUGGGGGAGGUACGAGUGUGUGGUCCAGCUGAAAGGCAUCGAGGACAUCUCCACCCCCCUGGACCCCGCCCACAUCAGGACCAACGGGGGGGACAAUCACAUCCUUGCUUUCAUCCUCACUGGAGUUGCUGUUGUUGCUGCUUUUGCUGUUGUUGUUGGAGUCUUUCUGUACCAGAAGAGGAACGAUUCAGAAAAGUGUCACAAACCAGUUGAUUCUGACACCAGCUCUGAGAACUCUGAGGGGCAGAAACUGGCUCCUGAGUACCAACCUCUGUCCACAGGUCAAAGUUAAAUCAUGAAGAGGCUUCUCACGUUCAGCUCCUGAACCAGGAUGGAGUGGAUCGCGGUUCAUUUAUAAUCCUUACAAUCAGGCUUGGGACUUCAGUUAACUGCAGGUUCUGCAUUUGCUAAAUUACAAUAUUCAUCUUUAACUUUAUUUUGAUAACAAUCAUCAAUCUGUAAGAAGCGUAAAUCAUUAGAUCUCGCUAUUUGUGAUAGAUUUGAUUAACUCACUGGCUAAAAACUGCAAUCUUUCACUGACGCUUGGAAACCAUGGCAACACAACCUCGCCAUGAUGGCCAUUUGGGUCCCGCCGCUUCACGUUAAAACCUUUUAAUUAUGUUAUAUUGUUUGGUAAUAUUUAAGUUUAAAAUAAUGUUCAAAGAUUCUGAAUCAAGAUUUUGGACAGUGAGAUUCUGUCAAGUUUCAAUACAAUAAUCGAUUAAUUUAAUGUGUUUCAUUAAAAUAUAUUAUUUGAGAGUUCUGCUAGAGCAUUGCAUAGUCUACCAUAAUCGUAGUAGGCUGCUUUUGCCUUAAUGCUCUUUGAUGUAUUUUCUGUGUUCUUUUGGGAAUUGGAUAGUAUACUGGGUUAUUCUGUCAAUAAAAUACAUAAAAAUGG